CCAUCUGUCAUUUACCAAACAUCGUUGGACUUGCAAAGCCGCGUCGAUCUCGAAAAGCGAGGCAAAACUACAAGUUUCAUUGAAUCUCGUGUGCCAGUACAAAACGAUAGAACAUGUCGGACGACAAAAAGGAUAAAGACGCCGAGCACAUCAACCUGAAGGUACUCGGGCAAGACAAUGCCGUCGUGCAGUUCAAAAUCAAAAGACAUACGCAAUUGCGUAAACUAAUGAACGCGUACUGCGAUCGGGCUGGAUUGUCGAUGCAGGUCGUCCGCUUUCGGUUCGAUGGACAACCGAUCAACGAGGAAGACACACCGACUACCCUGGAGAUGGAGGAGGGCGAUACCAUAGAAGUCUACACACAGCAGACUGGUGGAUAUUGAGAAUUGUAAUUAACAAGUAACCUAACCUAAUAAACUUAUCUCUCGAUGGAGUCCAUAACCUUGUAAAGCUAACCUGCGCGUUGAUUUUGUUACUUUAAGGAUGGCAUGAGGAAAUUAAAGUUAUGUUGCAAACGCAGUAGGC
Anopheles coustani is the source of this 525-nucleotide messenger RNA. Its product is annotated as small ubiquitin-related modifier 2-like. The record is from RefSeq and is a predicted model, not a curated record. The transcript has 2 exons. NCBI's taxonomy places the organism in Eukaryota, Metazoa, Arthropoda, Insecta, Diptera, Culicidae. The coding region runs from base 114 to 383 and encodes 89 amino acids. Gene Ontology annotation, cellular component: nucleus. Gene Ontology annotation, biological process: protein sumoylation. Gene Ontology annotation, molecular function: protein tag activity; ubiquitin-like protein ligase binding.